This is a messenger RNA of Dictyostelium discoideum AX4, 867 nucleotides long. It is a transcript of the gene vps28, whose product is annotated as vacuolar protein sorting 28 family protein. The transcript is spliced from 3 exons. NCBI's taxonomy places the organism in Eukaryota, Evosea, Eumycetozoa, Dictyosteliales, Dictyosteliaceae. The coding region runs from base 1 to 867 and encodes 288 amino acids. Gene Ontology annotation, cellular component: endosome; cytoplasm; late endosome membrane. Gene Ontology annotation, biological process: endosome transport via multivesicular body sorting pathway. The record is from RefSeq and is a predicted model, not a curated record.
AUGAAUAUAAAUAAUAGUAAUAAUAAUUUUGGUGAACCACCACCUCCUUAUUCAUUUAAUAAUAGUCCUUUAUCAUCCUCACCUUUAGGUCCACCAACAUUAAAUAAUAGUAAUACUAAUAAUAAUAAUAAUAAUAAUAGUACAAAUAAUAAUAAUAAUAAUAAUAAUAAUAAUAAUAAUAAUAAUAGUAAUAAACAAUUUGAAAAUAUGAUAAAUUUAAAGAGUCAAAAUAGUUUUCAAAAUAUAAAAGAAGUUAAAUUAUUUAAUAAUAAUAUUGAAAGAGAGAUGUAUGAGAAUUUAGCAGAGUUAUAUUCAAUCAUUAAAGUAACAGAACAUUUAGAGAAAGCAUAUAUUCGUGAUGAUGUUUCACCAAAAGAUUAUACAACAGCAUGUUCAAAAUUAAUUGCACAAUUUAAAUCAUCUCAAACACUCUUAAAGGAUCAAGUUUCAAAUGUUGGUCAAUUCAUGAAAGAUUAUGAUUUAAAUUGUAAAGCAGCUUUUGAUAGAUUAGUUAUAAAAGGUUUUCCAUCAACAUUAGAACAUAAUACAAAUGAAUCUUCAACUGAUUCUGCAAUGGCAAAAAAUGUUGCUGAAGCAGUACAAUUAUUUAUUACAACAAUGGAUUCAAUUAGAUUAAAACUUGUAUCAGUUGAUGGUAUUUAUCCACUUUUAAGUGAUUUAAUGGAAAGCUUAAAUAAAAAUCAAUGGUUAGGUCCAACUUUUGAAGGAAAAGAAAAAAUUAAAAAUUGGAUUUCAAUUUUAAAUCAAAUGAAAGCAACUGAUGAAUUGGAUGAUGAUCAAUCAAGGCAAUUAUUAUUCGAUUUAGAUAAUUCUUAUAAUAUAUUUUAUAAAGCAAUUAAAAGUUAA